GUUAUCUUGCUUCUUGCUCAACCCAUCUGGGUUUAACUAAAGCUUUUUGUUGCUUUCAGUAAAAGAUCAUUGUACUUUAAUUUUCCUCUCUCACUUCUUCCUUUAAUUGUAUUCAUUUUAGUAGCAUAAUUUUAUGGGCCACCAAAGUGUGAGGAUGUGUUCAUCUUAAAUGUGUAAAUAUCUGUUAACCACCAUUCCAGGGCCCUGACCUGACUCCUUGUAUCUCCAUUUUUCUGGCUUCAUUAUCAGUGGAUUAACCUUUGCUUUACCAUAACUUGUAAUUAAUUCCAUCAUUCCAUUAUGUGAUUAACCAUACUUUGGUGUUUAUCAGUUAUUGUUUACUUUGGUUUCAUCUAUCGUCAUCUAACACACAAGUUGCUCAUCUAGAAAAGAUUUAAAGUCUUUUCUUUUCCAUACUGUUUAUCCUUUUUUCCUCUAUUUAUUAAUGAUAUCUAUUGAAGUUUCAAGCCACUUCCUGUUACAAAAAUAAUGAAUCCUCUCGUUAGUUUAACGAUUUGGUUUUUAAUUGGCACAACAGUCAUAAAAUAUAGCGUUAGCCGUGAGUUGAGUGAUGAAAUUGAUUCUAUUGGGUCAAGUGAUGAUAAGUCAGCAGAGGAGGACAAUCUAGAUCAACCAUGGCUUCAUAUCAAUUUCAUUUCGCCCAAAUUUGAAGUAUCUCAAGCAAAAUGGUGGUUUGACAAUUCCAUUGGUUUCCAUGCUAAAGGAAUGGAACAUCUGUAUCUUUUAACGCAAUUGUUAAUGAAUUGGAUUCAGCCACCAGGAAUGCCUCCAGGGUUCAUUAAAGAGGAACUUUUUGAUAAUCCUGUGGAACAUGUUAAGGAGAACCAGUUAAAGCUUUUCACUCAUUUUUGGGGUAUAAUACUCACCUCGACCAUAGCAAUAUGUUUGUCUAUCAUUGUGCCAUUACUAGGUUUUUUACUAUGCUGCUGUUGCUGUAAAAUAUCAUCAAGCAAUCAACGUGCCAAACACACUCACAACCGAGACCCAGUUCUGUAUAUCACCUCAUCUUCAUCGAGCGCUGGUUCUCCAGGUCAUCAAGCAAAGAAAAAGAAACCCAAGUAUAAGAUUGAGAAAGGAUUAGAUUCAUGUUCAAGAUCAAUCUGUAGUAUUACACUUUUCAUAAUCCUUUUGUUGGUAUCUUUUUUUGUGAUCUGCGCCUUUGUUACAAACGAAUAUGUUCACAACGGUGUUAACCAAUUACCCCGAACACUCAACCAAAGUUUGGAUGACAUUAAAUUGUACUUGAAUAAGACACAAUUUGAAGUCAACACUCUUCUACGAACAAAUUUUCGCCAACUCGAACAAGAAUUGGACAAUAGUCUAGAUAGAAGUGGUAUAAUUGUUAAAAAUCGCUUAGCUCAACACACAAAGGCCAUCUCAUUGGAAAACUUGACCGCAAUUGUUUCAAAAUUGGAUGACAUUCAUCGCGAUUUAACGGAACUGUCUGAUCAUAUGGCGGUUUUCAAGAAUGAUGUUCAACGAAUUGCUGUUGGAUUGGAAAACAAGCGAAAAAGUCUUGAAAAUGUGCUGAAAAACUGUCGUGAUCCCAUUUGCAUUGAGUUGGAGCAAAAGUACAGAAAUAAAUUAUCGCGAUUCCAAAUCUCAGCUAAAUUGAAUAAUCUUCCUGAUUUGUCUCCGGUUAUAUCAAAUAUCUCACAACUUCUCAAAGCUGGAAUUGUAAAUGAAGUACUUAAAGGGAAAAGCUCUUUUGACCGUAUUAGCUUUGAAAUUCAACAAGCCGUCAAUGGUACAAUACCUGAAAUUAAGAAGCAGAUUCGUUUAGUGGGACGCGAUUUAUCUUCCACUGCCGAUGACAUUAACAAUCUUCUUAAUUUGCCAGAUGAAGAUAUUGAAAAUGGUAAACACAAUAUUGAUGUUGGCUCACAGUUUCUCAUUAAAUAUGAUGUUUAUCGUAAUCUUGGCUGCCUUGGAGGAACAACACUUGUUUUCACCAUUAUGUUGGCCUAUUCAAUUGGUUUACUAUGCGGUGUCUGUAAAAAACAACCCACUUACCAUGAAUAUCGUAGCCGUCGGGUUAAACCUCCCACCUCUUGUCCUUUCCGUUUUGGAAUCUGUCAUGUUUUCCUGCUUUUUGCCAUUUUAAUGCUAGCUACUAUAAUUUUUUUCAUUACUGGAUCGGUAGUUGAUAGAGUUGGCUGUUAUUAUCUUGAACAUCCUGAAGAACCACAAACCCGUCAAUUGAUGGCUAUUUUACAGAAAAAACUAGACGAUGGAACAAUUAGUAAAUCGAUUGAUCAAGUUGCCUUGAUCAGAGGAAUUAAACCCAACAUUGCUGAUGUUAUCGCACGUUGUCAUCAAAAUUCCAGCUUAUACAAUGUUUUACAACCAAAUAAAUACAAUUCCAUCCAAUUGCCCAAUAAUAAGAUUAUCGCUGGUUUUAAUUUAAGUAAUGUACUUGAAUUUAAGGGCAGAUACAAGAUUGAAGCUCGAUUAAGGCGUCUUCUUGAUAAUGUUAACUUUGACCCAUCUUCAAUUGUUAUACUCACACACAAAGCCACCUCUUUACUGGAAAGGUUAAAAGACAGCAAUCUAGAUGACCUCAAUUUUUCAUCUUUUUCCAACUUAAUGUAUCAAAAGAUUACCCCCUUGGAUUUGCAUAAUGUUUCAAUUGAGCUUAAGGCAGAGGCCAAAAAACUACCGACAUCACAAAUAAGUUAUAGCGCAGAGCUGGCAGAUAUUGGCAUCAUAUUGGAUGGUUAUCAUAAUCAGCUGAAAGAAGUUCAGGAUUCGUUAUCCAAGUUGAAUAGAGCAGCUCAAAAAAUUAAAGACAAAUCUUCAUAUGGAAGCCGAGGAAUUCGAGAUGCUCUUACAAUCCUAAUAAAGCAAGCUAAGAGUGCACAAUACUUAAUUGAAAAGAAUGGUAAAAAUGCUAUUAAAGAAGAUGCUGAACACUUUAUUAAUGAUUUAGGAGCAUUGAUUGACCAGUAUGCUCAGCAUGUGUUUGAUCAGGUUGAAAGUCAACUUGGUCGAUGUGAACCUGUAAGUCGAGCCAUUAACGCAACAACAAUUGCUAUUUGUAAAGAGAUUGUCCUUCCAUAUAAUGGAUACUGGUUUAGUAUGGGAUCAGCAAUUCUUUUAUUAUUACCUGCCACUCUAAGUGCGUCAAUUUUGGCUAAUUUAUUUCGCAAAUUAAAACGACCCAAAGCUCGUCGUCAUCUCGAUUUAGACGCUGAUGUGACUUUGGAAAAUUUUGAAGAAGAUGACAUUCCCUUGGCACAAGUCGUAAAACAAACCGAUAUACCUUAUGAAGCUAGACGCAACCCACCAAUGUAUCAAAACUCAUCUGCACCUAGUGCACCACACUCUGAAGAAAACUGGAUAACCUCAGCAACUUCCCCACCUCAUAUGUAUACUCGUCCUCCACCUUACAAUUUCAACAACUAAAUUGAACCAAACUAACUUGUAGAGUUCAAAAACGAUACAAAAUCGCUACCAAAUUAUCGCCAAUCUUUCACCUUUUCUCUUUAUUCCAUUUACUUUCUUUUAUCUAUAAAUUCAUUUUAACUCAUUCUGACUCUCAUUUCAUUAUCACUCUACUUUUGUUUGAUUUAAUCCAUUAUCUUCAUUUCUGUAUUACUUCUAUUCAUAAUUUUAUUUCUUAAUUCAAAUUCAAAACAAAUCUUCGAUGAAAGUUGUGGAAAAUGAAUAAAAAAUACAACUUUGA
This is a messenger RNA of Tetranychus urticae (two-spotted spider mite), 3706 nucleotides long. RefSeq names its product prominin-1-A. Lineage: Eukaryota; Metazoa; Arthropoda; Arachnida; Trombidiformes; Tetranychidae. The record is from RefSeq and is a predicted model, not a curated record. Gene Ontology annotation, cellular component: membrane.